Messenger RNA from Daucus carota subsp. sativus, 1254 nucleotides. RefSeq names its product probable enoyl-CoA hydratase 2, mitochondrial. The coding region runs from base 111 to 1037 and encodes 308 amino acids. Gene Ontology annotation, cellular component: mitochondrion. Gene Ontology annotation, molecular function: catalytic activity. The transcript has 8 exons. Lineage: Eukaryota; Viridiplantae; Streptophyta; Magnoliopsida; Apiales; Apiaceae. The record is from RefSeq and is a predicted model, not a curated record. Gene Ontology annotation, biological process: fatty acid beta-oxidation.
GUUGUUCAAGACUUCAAGUUGGAUACCCAACCAGCUAGCCAGUAAAUUAUACACACAACCAAUAGUACACUUCAAUUUCUUACAAUCAAUCAAAGUGAAACCCACUAAAAAUGGUAGCUUUCCCCAUCAUUACAAAGUCUCUAAGCCACCAUAUUUUCAAGAAACCCUUCUUCUCCUCACAAAUUCUUGAUUUUAAAUCACAAGAAUCAAAUCUUUUUAGAAUCAGAACUCUAAUCUUGCAAUCAGAAUCAUCCCCUGUCAAACUAACCAAACUCUCAGACCUUGACUCAGGUAUUGUGGAGGUUAAUCUGGAUAGGCCUGAAGCGAAAAAUGCGAUUGGGAAGGAAAUGCUGAGGGGGUUGCAGAAUUGUUUCGAGGCUGUGUAUAGGGAUUCUUCUGUUAAUGUUAUGAUGAUUUCUAGUUCCGUGCCGCGGGUGUUUUGUGCUGGUGCUGAUUUGAAGGAGAGGAAGAUGAUGACCCCAUAUGAGGUUAAGGAUUUUGUUAACUCUUUGCGCUCAACUUUCUCAUUCUUGGAGGGACUUCAUAUUCCAACUAUAGCUGUUAUUGAAGGUGCAGCAUUGGGCGGAGGUCUGGAAAUGGCAUUGUGCUGCGAUCUUCGGAUAUGUGGCGAAGAUGCAAAAAUGGCCUUGCCUGAAACUGGACUCGCGAUAAUACCUGGGGCAGGUGGGACGCAACGACUUCCUAGAUUGAUUGGAAAAUCAAAGGCAAAGGAGCUUAUAUAUACUGGUCAGAAAAUAUAUGGAAGGGACGCACUAGAUAUUGGCCUUGUUAAUCAUUGUGUACCUGCUGGGGAAGCUCAUUCAAAGGCUCUUGAAGUCGCUCGAGCUAUAAGUCAGAAGGGUCCUCUGGCGGUAAAAAUGGCAAAGCAUGCCAUUGACCAUGGACUUGAGGGAGAUCUGACAUCGGGUUUGGACGUGGAAGAAGACUGCUAUGAAAAGCUAUUGCACACUAACGACAGACUGGAGGGCUUGGCAGCAUUUGCAGAAAAGCGGAAACCUAUUUAUAAAGGUGAAUGAGAAAUACAAUGGAGUUGCCUAUCUGUUGUUUACAUCUUGUGCCCUGUCUCACUAAGUUCAAAUAUGUACAGUAGGGCAGGUCUUGUGGCACCAUUUUCACAUGAGGACUGUAUACUCCAUAUCUGUCUAAUGAAUCUUAGUAAUUUUGGGGUUCUCACUGUUGUCUAAAGUUGUGUUUCUUUACUCUUGAAAGUAGAGCAGGCUAAUUUUUUUUUUC